AUGGCAGCACCUCUUGCAUCUCUGUGCAGGACAGGGGCAGAAAUCAGUCUCCUGAAAAUAAACCAAGGGCUUCAAUUCCAGCUGGAAAAAAGCAAGCAGGACUUCUGAGACCUUAAGAAGAAAUUCUUUAUAUCUGAAGCUACUGCCUACUUCCUGGCCAACCAACUAUAGAAAUACAAGUGUGAACAGUCCACCAACGUCAUUGAAUCCGUGCUGGGGAAGGAGAUGCUGUUUGAGAUGGGCAAGCAGGCAGACACGUUGGCUGAGAAGCUCAGGCAAUAUCAUAUCCUAGUUAAAGAUCAGGAUAAAGAGCUGACCCGUUUGUAUGAGAAGCUACAGGAAGGGAAAGAUGUUUCCCAACUACUCAAUAAGUACCUCGAGGACCUCCUCACCCAAAAUGACAAUGAGCAUUGCCAAGGACAGGCCUUCCAAGAGCAAAUGGCUGAGGGACACAGGCAGGCCAAGUGUCUUGCCUGAAAGCUCAGUCCAGUCUCUAAGGUCCUUGGUAUGAAGGUGAGCAGCAAAGGAAUUGCUAAAGAGACAACUACCAAAAUUAAACACCAAGAGAACAGGGAGCUUCAGGAAGUUGAGAAGAAGGAAGUCCCACAGGACACAGAGGAUGAAUGUGUUCUGACUCCUUCAACUCUGCAAGAAGGGUGUGACAGCGACCAGUCUUACAAUGAUGGCGAAUUCCCAGUUAACCUCUUUGCUUUCUGGACCACUCCCUUCUGCGCUCCAUCAAAGCCAGACAAGACAGAGGAUUCAGAUCCCUCUGAGGUUAAUGUUCAGUUGUCCCCAUGGAGCAGGCUCAGGAAACAGCUGCUAGAGGUGGUAGAGAAGGACACCUCAUGGGACUCUCCGGAUGAAUGCUACUUGACAUACUCAGUGCUUCCUGACCUGUCUGACUCCUACUGGCCUUACAAGAGCACCGCCAUCUUCUCACCUGAGAACCCAGAAGUCUGUUCCUCUCUGGAAGGGGCCAAAAAUCAGUUCCAUUGUGAGGAGAAAGAAGACCAAGACCUCGUAGGUCCCAGAUAUCUCUACUGUCUCCACAGCAGCCACACACUGCUCAUGAAACAGAAGGAUAGUUUUUGCAUCAAUAAUGGCUGUGCUCCUUUGUUAUAA
Messenger RNA from Neogale vison (American mink), 1125 nucleotides. Its product is annotated as neuroblastoma breakpoint family member 10-like. NCBI's taxonomy places the organism in Eukaryota, Metazoa, Chordata, Mammalia, Carnivora, Mustelidae. The record is from RefSeq and is a predicted model, not a curated record. The transcript is spliced from 8 exons.